GCCACUAUCCCUAUGUAAUGUGAUUCCACAGCAGUCUCCUAAUGGUAGUGGCAAGUGUCAGGGAAAGAUGAUAAGGGAGGUAGGAAUGCCUGGCAUACUUUCCACCAUCCUGUUGCAUUUGCUCCCUAUUUCAAAGGCACCACUGACUAAGAGAGGACGCUGCUUCUAGAAAUGACCAGAGAAUAACAACACAGGGUGGUACAACUACAACAAUUAGUCAAAGAAGAGUUUAAAGAGUGGAUGAACAGGCAGUUGUUCAGCUAUGUCUGAGACCAUGUCAUCUCAGAGGAAGCCCUCGGUUAACAAGAAUAUAAAGAAGCUGCGUACACUGAGCGUUGUGUGCAACCUGGCACGGAGCUGGCAACAGUGGAUAUGUGAGAACGAAGAAAAGCAGGCUAAUGAACCCACAGGAUGGGCCCCAGACAGCUAUGACAAGCCCCAAACUGAAAAGAAAGAACCAAAGAAACCUGUAUCUACUGAGAAGAAGACAAAAAAAUCUCAGGACAAUGAGCAUGGACCAGAGGAUUCCCGCAUUAAGACCAAACAGGUGGUGAAAACAGUGACGCGAGAUGUCCAGGAGAAGAGCGCAGGCAUUGAGUUCCUGACCAACCGCAUUUGUAAAGAUCCAAAGGCAGAAGAGCUGGACAGGAUGCUGAAAAAUAAGAGUUCACCCACCCUGCGCAGAAAAUGCUCCAACAUGGUGUCAGAGCUGACACAGAGCUGGAAGACAGUAGAAAAUGGACGGAAGAGAGUGGGGGAGUCCAGCGAGGGCAGUGGAAUCUCUGAGGCCAAGGAGAGAGUUCUGGAGCUGGACAUUUCAGAGAAUCAGGAAAAUGAUGAAGAGAAUGAAACAUCACUCAGGCUCAAGAGACCAUCAUCACUUGGGGCCAAGAAGGAAGUGGAGGAUGCCAACAAAAUAAAUGCCCGCUCCAACAAGUACAGCGCUGUGGGGAACCUCAAGAGCCGCUGGCAAAACUGGGCAUCAGAGCACAGCACCAGCCAAAAACUGAACCCCUUCAGUGAUGAUUUUGACUAUGAGUUCUCCAUGUCCUCGCGACUGCGGAAGGGAGAGGAGGGCUAUGGCAGGCCUAAGGAGGGCAGCAAGACGGCAGAGAGAGCCAAACGGGCUGAGGCACACAUCCAUCGAGAGAUUGAGCACCUGUGCUUUAUCAUAAGUACCAUGGCUCACCCUGACCCAGAUGGCUGCACCCGGGUCACCUUUGGUGAGCUGUUUGACAGAUAUGUGAGGAUUUCAGACAAGGUAGUGGGCAUCCUGAUGAGGGCCAGGAAGCACGGCAAGGUGGACUUUGAGGGGGAGAUGUUGUGGCAGCGUCAGGAUGAUGACGUUAUCAUUACACUGCUUGCGUGACACAAAUCAUUUUAUAACAUAAUGUACUCCAACAACAAAAGGAGCGUUGACUUUGCUGCUAUACUGUAGAAUGGAAGAAGAAUUACUAGAUAAUAAUGGUAGGAAUGUAGCACUGAUGCUAUUGGUAAAUUAUUUUAUUGCUGGAUUUUAGAUUCUAAGUUUCUCAAGACUGAUGAACUGAUGUUUUUAUUUUAAGACAACUGAAUUGAUCUGUAAUGUGUGUGCAUGUUUGUAUUCGCUAGAAAACAGACUGCAGUCCAGUUCUGUUUUCGGUAUGCCCUGGCUGAUCUCCACGGAUGACUCAAAAGUGCUACAGUAUGUCACACAAAUUGCAGGUUGCAGGAGAGCAGAUUUUUCAAUCAUACUGUAACAUUGCAUGAAAAGUCAUAUAAUCCUGGUAACCUGCUAAUAUGUUAAAAUAUCAAGCAUGCUAAAUAGUGAGCACAAGAAAGUCAUAAAAAUUACAUCAGCUGUCAUGUAGGGAAAACAUAUUCAAAUAUGGCAA
This is a messenger RNA of Ictalurus furcatus (blue catfish), 1874 nucleotides long. It is a transcript of the gene abrab, whose product is annotated as actin binding Rho activating protein b. The coding region runs from base 263 to 1369 and encodes 368 amino acids. Gene Ontology annotation, cellular component: sarcomere. The transcript has 2 exons. The record is from RefSeq and is a predicted model, not a curated record. Gene Ontology annotation, molecular function: actin binding. Lineage: Eukaryota; Metazoa; Chordata; Actinopteri; Siluriformes; Ictaluridae. Gene Ontology annotation, biological process: positive regulation of Rho protein signal transduction; positive regulation of transcription by RNA polymerase II.